Carassius gibelio (silver crucian carp) is the source of this 1462-nucleotide messenger RNA. RefSeq names its product 2-Hydroxyacid oxidase 2-like. The record is from RefSeq and is a predicted model, not a curated record. NCBI's taxonomy places the organism in Eukaryota, Metazoa, Chordata, Actinopteri, Cypriniformes, Cyprinidae. Bases 159 to 1232 code for a protein of 357 amino acids. The transcript is spliced from 8 exons. Gene Ontology annotation, molecular function: FMN binding; oxidoreductase activity.
CAACCCACUUUUGUUUCUUUCCUCUCGGUUCAGUCUUUCAUGUUAAUCAGUGUUCUGACAGUCAAAGUUAGCAGGCUAAAAGCAUCGAAGCAGUCCACUGUGCUGUGAACAAAAUUUGUCUAAACCGUCAGAAAAGCGAGGAAGGCGUCUGUGUAGAAAUGACUAUGGUCUGUUUGAGUGAUUUUGAGGAAUAUGCCAAGCAGCACCUCUCAAAGGCUACGUGGGACUAUUAUGAGGCUGGAGCUGAUGACUGUUGCACCAGAGAUGACAACUUGCAGGCCUAUAAACGGAUCCGCUUGAGGCCGCGGAUCUUACGUGAUGUGUCACUCAAUGACACUCGGACCUCUGUGCUGGGAACGGAGAUAAGCUUCCCUGUGGGAAUUGCUCCAACAGCUUUCCACUGCCUCGCAUGGCAUGAGGGAGAACAGGCCACUGCUAGAGCCACUGAGGCAGUGAACACCUGUUACAUAGCCAGCACAUACUCCACAUGUUCAGUGGAGGAGAUUGCCGCAGCAGCACCAAACGGCUACCGUUGGUUCCAGCUGUACUUGUACCGGGACCGAAAACUCUCGGAGCAGAUUGUACGCAGAGUGGAGGCACUUGGGUACAAAGCUCUGGUGCUUACAGUGGACGUGCCCUACACUGGCAAAAGGCGCAAUGACAUACGCAACCAGUUUAAGCUUCCCCCUCACCUGAUGGUCAAGAACUUUGAGGGAAUGUUCCAGGAGCAGGCAAGCACUCAGGAGGAAUAUGGGAUCCCAGCUAAUACACUGGACCCUUCAAUCAGCUGGAAGGAUGUGUGCUGGCUCCAGUCUCUAUCACGGCUGCCUAUAAUCAUCAAGGGCAUCCUUACAAAAGAGGAUGCAGAGCUGGCCGUAGAGCAUGGCGUCCAGGGGAUAAUUGUGUCUAAUCAUGGGGGCCGGCAACUGGAUGGAGUGCCCGCAACGAUAGAUUGUCUGCCUGAGAUAGUGGAUGCAGUGCAGGGCCGGGUCGAGGUCUACAUGGACGGAGGGAUCCGCACAGGCAAUGAUGUGCUAAAGGCCGUAGCCUUGGGAGCCAAAUGUGUGUUUAUUGGCAGACCAGCAGUCUGGGGCCUCGCUUACAAGGGGGAGGAAGGAGUGAGAGAGAUCUUACAGAUUCUACAUGACGAGUUUCGUUUAUCCAUGGCUCUGUCAGGUUGCCGAAAUGUUGCUGAAAUCAACAGGAACCUCAUUCAGUUCUCCAGACUUUGAACAACAAAGAAGAUUUUAAUAAUUUCUAGUUUAUCACUGAAAGCAGAGCACCGCAAAGAUCCACUUUAUCCACUAUUAAUACUAAAUCUAUUCAAGAAACUACUAUUGCUUUAAAUCACAGUGAGCAAGAAUGACAUACAAAUGUUCACAGUUUAUGGAUGGUUUUAAUAUAGUAUUUGUAUUUCAGUAAACAUUAUUCACGGCACUGCAUAAAUUCCACACUGUUUUGA